Molecule: messenger RNA, 1410 nt
Organism: Linnemannia hyalina
Lineage: Eukaryota; Fungi; Mortierellomycota; Mortierellomycetes; Mortierellales; Mortierellaceae
Source: the annotation of a GenBank genome assembly
AUGACAACCCUGUUGGCCGGAGCGCGUCCUAUUCGGUCCUUCGUAGCCAAGUCGGCCGUCCGAGCCUUGGCUACUGCAGCACCCGUCAACCCCAUCGUUCCUCCCGUCAGAACCAGCUUCGGUAGCUUGAAGGAUGAGGAUCGCAUUUUCACAAACAUCUACGGAUUCCACGACUACAAACUCCAGGGCGCCCUCAAGCGUGGUGACUGGUACAAGACCAAGGAGAUUUUGCUCAAGGGACACGACUGGAUCUUGGACGAGAUGAAGGCGUCUGGACUCCGCGGACGUGGUGGUGCCGGUUUCCCAUCCGGAUUGAAGUGGAGUUUCAUGAACAAGCCCCACGAUGGCCGCCCCCGUUACUUGGUUGUCAACGCUGAUGAGGGUGAGCCAGGUACCUGCAAGGAUCGCGAGAUUAUGCGUGGCGAUCCCCACAAGUUGAUUGAGGGAUGCUUGGUCGCUGGUCGUGCCAUGAACGCCAACGCCGCCUACAUUUACAUCCGCGGAGAAUUCUACAACGAGGCUUCCAACCUCCAGGUCGCCAUUAACGAAGCCUACAAGGCUGGCUUGAUCGGCAAGAACGCCUGCGGUUCUGGUUACGAUUUCGACGUCUACAUUCAUCGCGGUGCUGGAGCCUACAUUUGCGGAGAGGAGACUGCUUUGAUUGAGUCGAUCGAGGGUAAGGCUGGAAAGCCCCGCCUGAAGCCUCCAUUCCCCGCUGAUGUCGGCCUCUUUGGAUGCCCCACCACCGUCGCUAAUGUCGAGACUGUCGCUGUUGCCCCCACUAUCUUGAGACGCGGUGGAAAGUGGUUCGCUGGUUUCGGUCGCCCCCGUAACGCUGGUACCAAGCUGUUCUGUAUUUCUGGACAUGUCAACAACCCCUGCACAGUUGAGGAGGAGAUGUCGAUCCCCCUUAAGGAGUUGAUUGAGAAGCACUGCGGAGGUGUCAAGGGAGGCUGGGAUAACCUUUUGGGAAUCAUUCCCGGAGGUUCUUCUGUCCCAGUUUUGCCCCGCAAGAUCUGCGACGAUGUCUUGAUGGACUUUGAUGCCCUUCGUGAUGUCCAGUCUGGUUUAGGAACAGCUGCCGUUAUUGUCAUGGACAAGUCGACCGAUAUUGUUUCGGCCAUUUCUCGCCUUGCCGCCUUUUAUAAGCACGAGUCCUGCGGACAGUGCACGCCUUGUCGUGAGGGAACCACCUGGUUGGCCAACAUGAUGACCCGUUUCGAGAACGGCCAGGCCCGCCCCCGCGAGAUUGAUAUGAUUGAGGAGCUCUCCAGGGAGAUUGAGGGACACACCAUUUGCGCCUUGGGUGACGCCGCCGCAUGGCCCGUCCAGGGUUUGAUCCGUCACUUCCGCCCAGAAUUGGAGGCACGCAUGGCUCAGUUCAGACAGGACGCUCAGGUCCAGGUUUAA